UGUAGAUUUCAUUUAGUAUAUAGAUAUCAUUUUAUCAUUUAUGAUUUAUGAUGUAGAUAUAUCAUAUAUAUCAUUUAGAUUUAGAUGUCAUUCUAGAUAUCAUUUUAGAUAUCAUUUAUAUCAUUUAUAUCAUUUAUAUCAUUUAGUGAUCUGUAUCAAAUUUUGGCUGGAAUUAAGACAUACUAUCAUGGUACAAAUAAUUGGCCUGUUUUACAUGUUUUACACAUGUUAUGGAAGUUCGUUUAAUAACUUUUUUAACAAGUUAACAAGUAAAGUUAAUAAAAAAUUUUAAAAAUUAUCAAACGUAUUAAAAAUUAUCAAACGUAUUAAAAAUUUUUUUAAUCCGUUCAAUAAUUU
Molecule: messenger RNA, 357 nt
Organism: Rhizophagus irregularis DAOM 181602=DAOM 197198
Lineage: Eukaryota; Fungi; Glomeromycota; Glomeromycetes; Glomerales; Glomeraceae
Source: RefSeq, a predicted model, not a curated record